AAUGUCAUUGUGUCAUGGAGUAUUUAUGAGCUGUGAGCUGUUUAUUAGAAUUAAUCAAGGCUUACUGUGAUAUUUAUAUCUAAAAACACUAAUGGGAUGAUUGUUAACACUAUUAACGGUCCUACAAGAAGGUGGCAUUGAGUUCUUUAAAGUAAGAGGAAAUUAUGCCUCCUAUUUAUAAACAUUGAACAUCCAAACAACUUCUUUGUGCAACGUUUGCUGUUAAUUAAUGUAUUUGAAAAAUGUGUGGUUAAUACUGUACUGAGAUACGUGUAUUUUAAUUGUAUUUUGCUCUCAGUAACUUUGUUCCACACAAAUGAAAUGCAAUAUACGCGAACUCGCUCUCUUGAGCGACAAACCUUGUGUGAUGGAAGGAAGACUCAAUUACAAAAAAAUUACAAACGGAGGAUACAGGAAUCAAGCAGCAGUCUUCAAAGAGAGGUGGUUUAGACUCAUAAACAAUUAUUUAUUUUACUUCAAAAUAAGUGAAAUGGGUAAAUUUGAUACUAAGGUGCCAGCUGGUGUUUUCGUUAUGGAAAAUUCAUCAAUACAAAUGGAACAUGGACAGAACAUAUCAUUUUCAUUUUCUAUAUCCUUUAUAGAUGAACCAGAAAAGCGGCAUUUAUUUGCAGCUCGAUCUGAAGAUAAUGUAGUCCAAUGGGUAAUGAAACUGCGCGAAUGUUCGUAUGAAUAUCUUCGUAACCGUUUGCACACACUACAGUCAAAAAUCUAUUCUAUUACGGGAAAGGAUCCCCUGUUACUUGUACCAAGAAAUGAUGGCGCCUGUCUGUGGGCUCCCUCAGUGCCUUUCUCCACUGCUCCAGCUUGUACAAACAAUACAAGUUCUUUUAGUUGCCACCUCCAUACUAAUGGUGCUUUUACACUUGAAAGAAGUAAGUCUGAUGUGGAGGCAUACAAACACAUACAAGCGGAAUAUACUAAGAGAACAAUUUUCUAUACUAAUGAUAAUAAAGAUGAAAGUAAUAAAAAAGAGAACAAUGAAAGUCAAGGUUUUGCUUUAGAAAAAAGUAAAACUUCCGCUUUGUUUGCUUCAAGCAAUCCUAUCGAUCUUUCAAUAUUUGACAACCGACCUGCUUACUCGAGGGCGGCGCCUAGUCCGCCCCUUAGAACGAAACUAUCUCCGUCAACGCGGCGCGCUGAACUCAAUCAAGAAGUGCGGGUAUUUAGAGAAAAAGGUAUGUAUUUGGGAGUUACUGGCAUUUUAGAUGAGGUCCCCGUACCACCAAGAAGAAAAGUUUCGCCUAAACCAGAAAAACAAAUAGACAAUCUAGUAAGUAAUACCAGUCAAGAAAAUUUAGCUGAUGAUGGGGCAGAAGAUCUUAUUCAAUUUUAAUUUUUUUAUUUUAAUUAUUUAUUAUUCCCACCUAUUAAUUUUAUAUCCUUGCCCGUAGUAUCAAACAAAACAUUGUCUAACUUUAGUUAUUUUUAUCAUGACAUCAUUGCAUUUAGUUAAGGAGAUUACGUGAUAUAAUAUUGAUGUAUAUCAUAAUUAGAUAGGUAAUAACAUAUUUACCUCCAUUUACAUCAUGUAUAGUGAAAUUCAAUAAAAAUGAGAAAUUAAAAUUACACAUUUAACUGGCUGACAAUGUCAUUUAUAGUCUUUGGAUUUGUUUUGUAUCUAUACCUACUUGUCUGAUUUUAGUUAAUCUGUGAUCACAGAUUAUAUUCAUUGUUUAAAUAGAUCUGUAAGUACACAUUUUUAUUGAAUUAGACUGUACACUAAUGACUUUCCAAUUAAAAAUAUAUUUAACCUUUCGAGCGAUCAAAUUUAAUUUUUAUAGUGUUUUGUUUCAUUUAACUCAUACUUGUUCAUACUAAUUUGUCUCUGUGAUGAAGAACAAUAAUGAACUAGUCAAUAAUUUUUGUGUACAAGUAUAUACACAUUAGUAAAUAUUAUAAUAUAUGUAAAUGUCGGUUAAAUUUCCUUGUUCCUUGAGUCAGGGCCGCGCCGCGUUUUGUGUCAGUAUCCUGUUGAAUUGAUUACAGAACAUACAAUGUAGUUAUAUUGGUUUCAAUUGUUGCGUUAUUCUGGCACAUAUUAUGUAUUGUUUUAUAAACAACGAAUAAUGUUAUAUAUUUUUCGAAUCGUAUUUCU
Molecule: messenger RNA, 2116 nt
Organism: Papilio xuthus (Asian swallowtail)
Lineage: Eukaryota; Metazoa; Arthropoda; Insecta; Lepidoptera; Papilionidae
Exons: 4
Coding region: 317-1354 (345 amino acids)
Biological process (GO): retrograde transport, endosome to Golgi; receptor recycling; endosome organization
Cellular component (GO): recycling endosome; trans-Golgi network; early endosome
Source: RefSeq, a predicted model, not a curated record